UGAUCCUAUCCUUCCAGGGUUACCGUAUGCCGCAUUAUCCUGCGCUUAGAGUCGAUGUGUGGGGGAGAGUGGCUUUGGAUAUUCAUGUUCCCUUUCCCUGCUUCUUGUGCAUUCUAGACGUCACCGCCGCUCCAGCCAGGUCACAAGUGAGACGGCGUAAAACGAAAGCAGAGCCGCUUCAAAAUUCACGCCGCUAGCCGACUGGUAGACUUGCUCGCCUCAGUGCUGUGAUUUAGGGGCCUAGCGUAUUCGUCCAGCAAACAUGUCGCGGUGGUGCGCUCUGCUUGUGGUUCUCCUCGGAUUCUUUACCAUCGUACUAUACACUGAAGCCCAAGAGAUUCUGUGCCCUGAAUACAAGCACCUGGAAGGCGAGGUACAAAAAUGCAAGGAACUACUUCCAGACCUCUCAGGCAAAAAAGAAAAGGUGGCGGCGCUGGGCAUUCGUUACGGCCUCCGCUGUGCACGCGAGGUCGACCCCGACAUCUCGCUGCCUGACAUCCGAGAGCGUCGAUGCAAAAAGGAUGACCCUCAGGACUUUCCGAGAAAGUUCUACCAGUGCUGGAACCGGCUGCUCGACACAGACGCGCUAUUGACAAAAAUUGGCUUUAGUGCCGAAGAGCUUGACAGUUUCAGAGCUGCUGCGAAGUGCGUCAAUAACAUCAUCGAGAGGACCUUGACUGAAUAAAUAUCAUUAUUUCGGGCUCACCAUCAAGGAAGAUGACUUACGUCAUCGAAGUUACGCAGCCGGAACCUUAUGCAAGAGGUUGUCAACACGCCAAGAAAGUUGCACCACAAAACAGGAGUACGCUGGAGCGCACCAAGUGACAUCUUUUCGUGGUCUGGCCUAUUAAGGGCUGAAUGUGUUUUUCAUGCUAUAAAGCGGCGAAAAAAAAGAAGAAACAACUGUCACUGUUUGCAGGUUUAUGCACGUCUCACGAUUUUAUUGAUCUGCAACACAGCGUGCACUGAUUUAAAUGUGACAUUUUUGCUUGCUUGGUUAUGUCUCAGAAACACACCAAGAAAGCUGAACCACAACCAGUAUUACGCUUAUUAAAGCUUUUUUUUUUGUUUGUCUUAUCUUUAACGAAAGAAACCAAUUACUUAAAUAAAAAGCAGAAUUCCCAAGAAAUAAGGUUUACAUCGGAACUCAACCUACACCGGCAUUCUAGCGCAGCCGGGUACCCUCUCUGAACAGAGUUCCAUAGUCACGUCAUCGGCAUGACAGGCGGGACCAGUGGCGUAGCAACAGGGGGGGGCCGGGGGGCCGUGGGCCCCGGGUGCAAGGGGCCAGCGGGAGGGAGGGGGGGUGUCAUACGCCUGAAGACACCCCUUUUGCCGCCGGCUUGACUGGGCGCAAAUGGCAAAGAAUGCUCCGGUAUCCAGUAGCCCGAGCUCAUGUACCCGAUGCGUUGCGCCGCAGAAUUGUCGGCUGCAGCUCUAUCAACACCCAAUGAAACAAUUGCACGAAUGUGCGGGCUAAAAAAAUUUCAUUCCCUAAAUGGUCGCUAAACUAUUCGCCCUAACGGAAUGUUUCAUGUGGGGUGUGCCGUGCGUUCAUGCUGGGAGCAGGAGUCGCUAAACAUACAGUAAGGCGUUGAGGCUCUUGGGUCCCUCUUCCGUUCAGAACGCGCAGCGAAGACGAACAAAGACAGCACUAAGAGGGCGUUCAACGAGCGCGCCCGGCGCUCUCGUUUACGGCGAAGCGUUCGUUGAGAGCGAAGUUGCGUUCGUUGAGACGAGCGAUAAGUGCGGCCGUCAAAAGUCGCUAAUGGGAUUCUCUGGAUCGUCUUCAGACUGGGUGCUGCCGAAGAGUUUCGCGACGUAUGACUCGACAGGCUGUAUAUAGUCGCGGGCGCCGUGAUGUUCAGCUCGCUUUUACUUACCCUCUCCCGCUCGCUCCGAGAAGCCGCUGCGAAACCUGCCGUUAUGUUUCACGCUUUCCUUCUUACCCUCGAAAGUUUCAGAAAACUGUUGUUAUUGCGUGACUUCAUGUCAUAAGUACAGUGUCUGUGUCAGCUGCACAUAAUUUAAAAAAAACAUGAAUUUUGUAAGGAUAUUUCCGGAUAUUUCCGGAUAUUCUAUGAAGUUAUGUGUCUGUGAUUACUAGGAUCUCGGUAGCGUGAAAAAUAUGGCAGGUAAGUAAUAACCAUAUCCUUAAUAAUCCCCUAAUUAGUACUUAUAGAGGAAGCACUUCAAUUCAAGAAUUGAGGAUUCAAAGUCAUAUUAUUACCUCAACAAAAACUUCUUAAACAAAAUCGUUUUGGGUGCUACAUCCUACAGUACUUUGGCAGUGCGGGCGGCGCCUAGUAUGGCAGUCGCGAAAGAAAUAUGAAAUAGGUUUCGCUGGCACGGCCUUCAUCGAGGUUCUUUUUUUUAUGGUGACGCCAAGAAUCGACGCGAAGCGUGCUCUAUUCUGUUCCCAAUCUUUUGGUGGUACCGAGGCUAGGAUAAUCACGUUCGUCCGUAUAGCAGCAAAUAAAAAAGUCUUUAUUGAUCACAAUAAAGAGAAGUCGUAAAUGUCAUAACAUUGGCGCCCGCGCAGCAGGGAGGCAGGUGGCGUUUUCCGUUCUUCUAAUAUGGUAGGGAGAUCAGCGUCACUGAAACACAAUUUAAUUUUCGUUUUCGUUCAGGGCUGCCAACAGCCAAAAUACUGCGGGCCGUAGUACCUACGACGAUUUUUGUGAAGUUGUUAUUGGGCAAGAUAUGAAUGUCGGCCUUCAAUUUUGCAAAUGCAAUGUUGCCGCUAAAAUUGGUGAUUAAAACUUUAUAAUUUUUUUUUUACUUGUGACGUGAGCCGUAUUUGCCACGAUGCCGCAUUUGUUUUGGUUGCAAAGCCUUACAGUCUGACAGAAGAUGUGCACAUGCGCUUAUCACAAGUUAUCAGUGCAGCACACUGUGUUAUGUGGCGCAGAAAAAAACAGCGUGUAUUGGCCUCGAGCUCCACCACUGGAGAAGCUGGCGCCACCGUCGGCGUGACGUGCUAUUAGGGAUCACGUGGACAUAGCGGCCGCGUCGGCUGCUUCGGGAGCGGCGAAGCGAGCUGAAAAGGAAAGUUUAAGUUCCCUCGUACGCUGCGGUCUUCAUUUAUUGGCGGGAUUUUCUCGCUUCGAGUGUCUCCUUUACAAUGAUUGAAAGCACUAGAAUAGGUAGUGGCUACCUUUGAAGGUGCGCAACAGGGUAGGCUACUGCUCGGUGCCGCACUGCCGGACGUACGCCACGGAGCCCGGUGUCAGCCUUAUUCAUACGUAGCCGCAGGACAAGAAGCUGCGUGAAGCUUGGCUCGCGAAACAUAAAACCGGCAAACAGUCAUCGGCUACAACUCGGGUAUGCAGCAAGCACAGACGCGAGGAAGAUUUCUGCUUCCGACCCGGGUCUGCAAUGUUCCAAAAACGCGCACUCAGAUGCUCGCCCGAGUCCGCUGCCCGACUAAUGUCAUGACGGUUUUGUCUAUGAACUUGUCAAUGCUAUAGAUACUGGCAAGUUCACUGGAGUGGAUAGGGAACAGUAAAGAAGCACAAAAAAAGAACGCAUGGCAUAUGGUCAUGUUUGUGUUAUGAAUUAAUGCACUGGAUUGCAAAAAAAGAAGCAGCGGGAAAUCGCACGCUGAGAACACCGAUAAACAUAUAGUGCGACUCAAUUCGAGAAAUAAUAUUGAAACGUCCAAGAAUUUAGAAAAAAAAAGAUGAUUGAAUCGUCGCGACGUCCGGCACAUCAGUCCCCGUAGGCAUCGAAGUCUCUACAAUGAAAUUAUUUUUGAACAGCUCUGAUAGCGCCCACGCAACAUUGGUUGCUUGUAUACUGUCAAAUGCUCAUAUUCUGCAGCCUAAAGCUCAUGGCAUGGUGUGAAAACGCGCAUGCGGCGAAAGCGAAACAGUGCGCGGACAAGCAUGCAGACGCGCAGUCGGUCGCUGCGAAGCUGUGCGAUGGCUGCAUUGAGGCUUCAUUUUAUUACGCUCCAUUUAGAUAUACAAACACUAUAAGAAGAUAUUUCACAUAGUUUCGUCUCGGCGUUUGCCUACCUUUCACACAAGAAGCCAGGUCGGGGGACUAAAUAGCGGCGACCGCACACAGUGGCGUCCACUGUACGUAUUCGGUAAAGAGAUAGCGUCUGCAAACAAUUCUGUGCUUUCAGUUUGCCCAAAAUUAUUAUUCAGACAGUAAAAAACUUCUCUCGUUUCGAAAGUACUUACAGAAAUUUUUGGGAGAGCACCCGGGUGGUGCGUUCAGUGAGCGCUGACAGCAAAACCUAUAAGGAGCGCGCCGCUUGAUCCCUCAUACUACGCCAGCAAGGCGCUUCCGAUAGAUGGCGACUCCGUAACUCCUCGCCGCCAAUACCUGCUGCAUUCGCGAUCACUGGGAAAGAAAGCGAAGGAGAGGGGGACCCGGGGGAGGUGCGCGGUGUCCAAGGCGGCUGUACUGGUGCUGAAACCCGGAAAUUGUCGAUAUCCGCGCCUUCCUCGACUACACGCGGGGGGGGGGGGGGGUGACAGAAGACCUAUCGGCCCCGGGUGCCAGACGACCUAGCUACGCCACUGGGCGGGACCCCGCUGAAUCUCUCCCAUUGGUGGGAGUUCCAAAAACGUUUCGUUCCAUUCAGCUUCAUGCCAAUCAAUCUCUCCAUAUUAUUGCUGUUCGCAAUGUUGCAUGUAAGUGUAUCGAUGUCACUUUUAUCUGUGAGCCAACUGUAGGAUCGGGAGUGACCUGCCGGCAUCGAGCAGUCGUUAUUUUUUAUUAAUAUUGUUGAAAGUGCAUAAAUACCUUCCGCCAUGCAGGUUUAAAGAACACUUCUGGCCAUUGUGCCUCGUGGUUUGGCACUGAUUAGGCUAUCGACAUGUUGCAAAUGAAGAAUAAAUUUUUCUGAGCGUGUAA
Messenger RNA from Dermacentor albipictus, 4869 nucleotides. RefSeq lists its product as uncharacterized. The record is from RefSeq and is a predicted model, not a curated record. NCBI's taxonomy places the organism in Eukaryota, Metazoa, Arthropoda, Arachnida, Ixodida, Ixodidae.